GGUCCAGCCCUGCAAAGCGACCGUGCCAAAGGCUGUACCCCAAUCGAGUCACCGACAAUUGAACCGAGGCACAACCCUACCACCAUUGCCCCAUUAUGCUCGUCUCCAAUUAUCCAUUAGGCAAGGCAAGGAAAGGCCCUUUCUACCGCCGAUCAAACCCCAAGGAAAGCUGGGCGGGCGCCAUGAUUCCCCCCCUGCCGACGGCGACGCUUUCCCCGAGCGCGCAGCGCGCACGACGCCCCCACCCCACGAAUAACCUCUGGAUCGCUGCCCCUGCCCGCCCGCACGCAACUUUUGGCAGCGCCUAAUCAUGCGCUCGCCAGGCCCCGUGUCCCCCCCGCUCGACGUCUCCUCUUCUUCUCCAUACAAAAACACCUCGCGCGCACGGUCGCACACCGCAGAGCCGUACCGUGUUCUUCUCGAUCUACUCCCAUUUCCCCAUUUCCAUCCCCGGCGUCGUCGUCUUCUCUCCCUCUCGGUCUCCACUCCGAUCGUCCACCGGGGUCUAGUACAUCCGAGGUCCGGCCGGAGAGCUGCUCCGUCCUCGUCCGCAGGUGCAAGUAAUUGAUGACACCGCCAAGGUCGUAGCUUGGUGAGCGCAAGAUGGACUCCGGCAACAGCGGCAGCCUGCAUUCGAGCAGCGGCGGAGACGACGAGUUCGACGCGGCGUGCGGCGGGGGAGCCGACUCCUCCUCCUCCUCGCCGCUCUCCGCGCUGCUCCGCCAGCAGGGCUUCGGCGGCGGCGGCGCCUCGUCGUUGAUCUACGGCCUCCAGGAGCUCGGCGCGCCGCCGCUGUCCCACUGGUGCUCGACGACGACGGCGCCCCUUCCACCCGCCGGCGCUGGCGCCUCGGCCGCGCCGCCAGCGUCGAUGCCCUUCCAUAGCGGUCUGGCGGCAGCCUCCGCGCCCGCGGCCGACCACGCGGCCUCGGCGGCGCCGGAGGCCCAGCAAUCCGCGCCCGCCGCGCCGGCGCGGGGGUCAAGGAAGCGGGCCCGCGCGUCGCGCCGCGCGCCGACGACGGUGCUCACCACCGACACCUCCAACUUCCGCGCCAUGGUGCAGGAGUUCACCGGCAUCCCCGCCCCGCCCUUCGCCGGCGGCGCGGCGUCGGGCGCGCGCUCCCGCUUCGACCACCUCUUCCCCUCCCGCUCCUCCUCCUCCGCCGCCGCCGCGGCGCUUCCGCAGUACCUCCUCCGCCCAUUCGCGCACAGCAAGCAGCUCCACGCGUACCCGCCGCCCUUCACCUCGCCCUCCACGUCCCCGCCGGCGCCGGCCAACGCCGCCAUUGGGGCUUCCACAAACUCAUCGGCCGUGGCGCCCGGGGACGGCUACCAGCAGCAGCUCACGACAGCCGCGCCGUCCGCUCUUCUCGGGAUGCAAGAUCACGGCAGCAGCGGCAACAGCAGCUACCUCUCCUUCCAGAGCACCCUCGGCGGCGCGCAGCUCGACGGCAGCGACGCGAACAAGCACCCCUUGUUCGACCACCGCGGCGUGUCGCCGCCGUCGCCCGCCACGAGGCUGCAGGACCCGAUGGACUUCCUGGGCCUCGCGCACUUGCACCCGCGGAACGGUGACCGCGGCGACGAGCUGUCCGGCCUGGUCGGCGGCUGCAAGGCGACCUACUCCUCGGCGCCGCCUCUUCUGGAGCGCAAUGGACCGCGUCCCCCGCCGGCCGGCGCAUCCACGGCGACAACGACGGCGACGCCGGUGGUGGCGGCUACGGCGGCCAUGCGGACGCAAGGCGUGGACUCAUGGGUCUGCAGUACGUUGGAGUAGGCUACCGAUUUAAUUACUUUCUCCUUUUCAAGAAUCCAAUUGAGAGAGUAGUACAUGACGGAGAGAGCAGAUUUUGAUUUGUCCUGUUUCUGUUGUUUGAAUUUGAAUUGCAUGCCUGUGCCAGUUCAGAUUAGACAGACGAAGAAAAAAGAUCACAUUUUUGCUCUAAUACAAUCUGGUCGUUGAUCAUUA
This is a messenger RNA of Setaria italica (foxtail millet), 1968 nucleotides long. Its product is annotated as verprolin. The transcript has a single exon. NCBI's taxonomy places the organism in Eukaryota, Viridiplantae, Streptophyta, Magnoliopsida, Poales, Poaceae. The record is from RefSeq and is a predicted model, not a curated record. Bases 604 to 1776 code for a protein of 390 amino acids.